Messenger RNA from Myotis lucifugus (little brown bat), 2973 nucleotides. RefSeq names its product protein Daple-like. Gene Ontology annotation, biological process: cytoplasmic microtubule organization; cytoskeleton-dependent intracellular transport. The record is from RefSeq and is a predicted model, not a curated record. Lineage: Eukaryota; Metazoa; Chordata; Mammalia; Chiroptera; Vespertilionidae. Gene Ontology annotation, cellular component: centrosome; cytoplasm. Bases 1 to 2973 code for a protein of 990 amino acids. Gene Ontology annotation, molecular function: microtubule binding; dynein light intermediate chain binding. The transcript has 17 exons.
AUGGACGGUGGACACAGCCUCAGGAUGGACGUUACUGUCCGAGAGCUCAUGGAGCUCUUUCUACAGAGCCCGUUGGUGGCGGGGGUGACCCGCCACCAGGAGAGCCUGUUGGACCUGCAGUGGUUGGAGGUCCCAGACAUGGCCCUGGAGGAGGUGGAGUACCUCUCUAGCAGCAUGACCUGUCGCCUCAGGAGGGUCUUAAUAGAGCAAGACCAUUGCAGGAAGCUGUUCGUGACCAUGACCCAGGAGUGGAACACCAGCAGCCGCCCCAGCGAGGACACGCAGCACCUGGCCAUGGAGCUGGCGGACACCAAGGCCACCCUGCGUGGCGUCAGGCAGGAGCUGGAGGAGAAGACAAAGCAACUGGCAGACACCAGGAAUCAGUUGUACCAACUGGUGCUGGAGCUGCAGGCGGCCCGGCACAAUAAUAUGGAGCUGGCAGCCAGAGCCCAGGCUUCCUGUGCCCCGGUCCCUGAGCUGGACUCCCUGAGGGAGAAGGCGAGCCGCGUGGAGAGGCUGGAGAUGGAGGCUAUGGGCCUCAGGCAGAAGCAGAAGGACAUAGUAGAGUUCUAUGCAUCCCGCAUGAAGGAGCUGAUUGAAGAUAAUUUUACCCUAAUGGACACGAAGGGCCUUCUCCAGGAGCAGCUGACUGUCGCUUGGUCCCGGGUCGAUAAGCUAUACGAGCUUGAGGAGGAGAACGCGCAGCUGAAAUCAAAGCUGCGCCGCCUACAUUUGGCCCAGGACACAGACCAGAAACACCUUGAGGAGCUGCAGGAAGAGAACUUGGCCCUCAAGGCUGCACAGGAGCAGAGUGUGGAGGAGUCCGCCCAACUGCGCUGGGAGCUGGACCAGCUGUCAGAGGAUUCUGAUUUAAUCUCUUUGUCUGAGGCCUCUGGAAUAUGGACUCUGACUCCACUUUACUCUUCAGCCUCCAGCUGCUUCCUGAAGCUGGACCAGGAGAAGCAGAGUCUCCAGGGCACCAUCCAGGGGAUGCAGGAUGCCUUCCUGGCCCUGCAGGAGAGCAGCCUCCAGCGCCAGGAGCUGGAGGAGGAGAACCAGCAGCUCAGCAAGCAGAUUGAAGACUUGCGAGUCCAGAUGGAAAGAGAAAAGCAGACCAACCAGGAUCUGGAGAUCCUCAGUGAGGAGCUGAUGGAGGAGAGAGAACAGCUGCUCUGUGACAUAGAGACCCUGAAGGCUGAGAGAGCCCAGGAGAUCAAGGAUCUUGAACAAGUGGUGCUUUCGCUACGGGAGAGUUCACAGGCCAGCAGUGAGGCCUGCUUGCAGGACAUCGAGAAUGAGAACAAAGUCCUCCACCAGACAGUGAUGGAGACCAGCAGCAGAGUCAGCAAGCUGGAGUGGGAGCGGCAGCAGCUGCACCGGGCGCAGGAGCUGGAGCAGGAGCUGCAUCGGCUGCAGGAGGAGAAUGAGAAGCUGGCCAUGGAGGUCAGCGCCCUGACGACGGCCCCCGAAAGGGUCCACGCCCUGGAGCGGGAAAGCCAGGACCUGUUGCUGGAGAACCAGAGGCUGCAGACGUCUCUGGACACCCUGCAGCCUGAGGGUCUGGAGCGGGACAUGCAGCUGGACAGCAGGGUGGAAAAUUCCACUCUGAGCCCCCAGAGCGCCUCGCUCACUGCGCUCAUAGAGAAGAACACGCAGCUCCAGCACCAGCAACUGGCGGCAGCCCACGAGGCCCUGCAGCGGGAACACGCGUGCCUGGGCGCGCUCCAUGAGCACCUGUCUGGGGAACACGAGGCCCUCAUGGAUGAGUACAGCCGCCAGAAGACACUGCUGCGACGGACCCUGGAGCUGGAGAGCAAGGUGCUCAGUGACAGGGCCAAUUCCCUGCACCAGCAGCUGAAGAGGGAACAGGAGGAGCUGCAGACCCACACCAAGAAGCUGCAGACCUCCCUGAGUGACACCCAGCUGCAGGUGAACUGCUGGCAGGCCCAGUGCAACUGGCUGAGGAAGGAGCAGGAAGAGCUGCAGAUCUACAACAACGAGCUGCAGACCUCCCUUAAUGAAAUGCAGCUGGAGAAGAACCGCUGGCAGGCCCGGUAUAAGGGGCUGAAGGGGCAGCAGGAGGAGCUGCAGAUGCACAGCAAGAAGCUGCAGACCUCCCUAAAUGACACCCAGCUGGAGGUGAACUGCUGGCAGGACCAGUGCAACUGGCUGAGGGAGGAGCUCCAGAGCAGGGACAUCUCGCUGACCGAGCUGGGCAACCACUGCCAGCUGCUCAUUGGCAUCUCUGCUCAAAACCAGUGCGACUGGCUGAGGAAGGAGCAGGAAGAGCUGCAGAUCUACAACAACGAGCUGCAGACCUCCCUUAAUGAAAUGCAGCUGGAGAAGAACCGCUGGCAGGCCCGGUAUAAGGGGCUGAAGGGGCAGCAGGAGGAGCUGCAGGUGCACAGCAAGAAGCUGCAGACCUCCCUGAAGGACACCCAGCUGGAGGUGAACUGCUGGCAGGACCAGUGCAACUGGCUGAGGGAGGAGCUCCAGAGCAGGGACAUCUCGCUGACCGAGCUGGACAACCACUGCCAGCUGCUCUCCCAACUCAAGGGCAACUUGGAAGGAGAAAACCGUCACCUGCAGAGCCAAAACCAAAGAUUGAAAGAGCAGAACCAGAGGCUUCUACAGGAGGACGUGGAGAACAAGGACCAGCACCAGGAGCAGCAGUGGCAGUACGUAGACAAAUUAAAUGCCUUACAGAGACAAAAUGAAAAACUGGAAGAAAAAAGCAUAGCUCAGCGCAAGUUCCAUGAUCCAGCGCCAAAGAAGAAAAAGCACUGGAUUGGAGCCAAAUUCUUACUCAAACUCAUCAAACUAAAGAAAGGGGGUUCCAGAGAACGACGGAAGUCAACCUCAGAGAGGCCUUCCUGGCCGCUGGGGUCCUCAGACCAGGCCUCGCCCAGUACUUCUCAGCCUCUUCAAUCGCAGCUGGAGCCCCUCCAGGCCACCCCAUGCUGCUCAAAGUGA